GUGAGUCCCCGGCACCGCUCGCAAAUGGGUACGCUCCAAAUCCAGCAAUUCAAUCCGCCCGGGGGUGGUAGUGCCGGCCAGGACGUUUUAGGGCGUUGAUGGAAGAGCAAGAGCAAGAACAAGAGCACGCGACCAAGCAUGGGCGAUCAUCUGAGAUACAAGCUCCUCCAUCGCGCGCAAUCGCCCACUUCCAAUCUGCCCAAGCCGCUCUUCCAGGGGAUGGACGUGGUGGGAUUGAAGAAGCGCGGGCAGGGCAUCCGGUCGUGGAUCCGGAUCGACCGCGCGGGCAAUUCCCAGGUGCUAGAGAUGGACAAGUUCAGCAUCAUGAGGAGGUGUGAGCUUCCGGCUCGCGACUUGCGGCUGCUGGAUCCACUCUUUGUCUAUCCUUCCACGCUGCUGGGACGAGAGAAGGCCAUCGUUGUCAACUUGGAGCAAAUCCGGUGUAUCAUCACCGCGGACGAGGUGCUGCUCUUGAAUUCGCUGGAUCACUACGUGCUCCAGUACGUGAGCGAGCUCCAGCGGCGAUUGAUGCCGAGGAUGACGAGCUCCUCGAGCAGUAGCAACAUCGCCGGGAGAUAUGGUGGUGGUGGUGGGAUUGGAGCGAUUGGAUUUGGAGGUGGUGGAGGUGGUGGAGGAGGGAGCUGGGAGUGUGGGACUGAGGAUCAUCCGGCCAAGCAGGAGAUGAGGAGGGCGGCGCUGAUGAGAGAGACGGACAUGUUUAGCGGAUCGUCGGCAGCGGACGAUUUGCCGUUCGAGUUUCGAGCGCUCGAGGUGGCGCUGGAGUCGGCGUGCACGUAUCUUGACACACAGGCUACAGAGCUUGAAGAGGAAGCGUAUCCAGUUCUGGACGAUCUAACCUCGAAGAUCAGCACGCUCAACCUGGAGCGAGUUCGUAGGCUUAAGAGCAGGCUCGUGGCACUCACCAGGAGAGUCCAAAAGGUCCGGGACGAGAUCGAGCACCUCAUGGACGACGACGGUGACAUGGCCGAGAUGUAUCUAACCGAGAAGAAGGAGCGAGCCGAGGGCUUCUUGUACUCAAACAACGUCUGUGCGUCGGUGUCGGCCCCUGUGUCUCCGGUUGGCAGCCCGCCGACCGAGAAGAUCAAGAGCCUGGACAAGACGAUGAGCCUGGGAAGAAACCUCUUGGUCCAGCCACCCGGCUCGGACAGUGAAACGGAGCGAGUGGAGGAGCUGGAGAUGCUGCUCGAGGCCUACUUUGUUGUCAUCGAUGGCACGCUCAACAAGCUCACCUCGCUCAAGGAGUACAUUGACGACACCGAGGAUUUCAUCAACAUCCAACUGGUACUUUCCGAGAAGUUGUCGAUCCAAGGUUUUUCGGUUUUUGAUCGAUGGUCUUUGGUUUUGAUCGUCCAGGACAAUGUGAGGAACCAGCUGAUCCAGUUCGAGUUGCUGCUCACGACCGCGACGUUCGUGGUGGCGAUUUUUGGCGUGAUUGCGGGUGUUUUCGGGAUGAACAUCCAGAUUGACCUCUUUGACGAGCCGCGAGCUUUCAAGUGGAUUCUCAUCACGUCUGGCGUUGCUGGCAUCGCGAUCUUUCUCGCAUUCGUAUUAUUCUUUAAGCAGCGGAGGCUGCUGUCACUGUAAAAAAAGUAAAGCCUCCGAUUUGUGCAGCUGAGAGAAAUAAGGAAACGAGAGAACUUGCAGAUC
Messenger RNA from Selaginella moellendorffii, 1668 nucleotides. RefSeq names its product magnesium transporter MRS2-10. The record is from RefSeq and is a predicted model, not a curated record. Gene Ontology annotation, biological process: magnesium ion transport. The transcript has 4 exons. Gene Ontology annotation, molecular function: magnesium ion transmembrane transporter activity. NCBI's taxonomy places the organism in Eukaryota, Viridiplantae, Streptophyta, Lycopodiopsida, Selaginellales, Selaginellaceae. The coding region runs from base 139 to 1605 and encodes 488 amino acids.